This is a messenger RNA of Paramecium tetraurelia, 588 nucleotides long. RefSeq lists its product as uncharacterized. The record is from RefSeq and is a predicted model, not a curated record. The transcript has a single exon. Lineage: Eukaryota; Ciliophora; Oligohymenophorea; Peniculida; Parameciidae.
AUGAACUUCAAAUAAGAGUAGAGUUUAUCUAAAUAAAAAUCUAACUAAAAACUAUUAUUUAGAGCAGACCAUAUCCAAGUUACCAAUCCAAAGUCUAUUCCAAAUACACCAACAUCCUCGAAGCACUAAAAAGUGAAUUCCAUUAAGCGUAUCCAUACUGUUAAUGGUUCAGAAAAACUAGAUAAAUUACUCGAUCUUAAAAAUAAAAGAAUAGCUCGAAAAUAAUAAAUCUCACUUGAUUCGGAGCCCAAAUAACUCUUUAGAAAAGCCAGCUAAUUAACAAUAUAAAGUGAUACAGAUCUAACCAACUUCAUUCAAAUUAAAACUACUAGAACAACGAGAGAGCAUAAAUUCGAAGACUUGCCUCAAAUGAAGACACCGAACAACCAAUUAAUUGGAUGUGGAUAGAAAUAAAACAAAUUCUAAUAAUGCGAGUCGCAGAAGAAUAAUAAUAUUUUGGAUUUACUUUUAUUAAAUACAUAAUAAUUGAAAGACAUUUUCCAGAAAGUUAAGGAACCUUAGAUUCGAUAGAAACCAAAAAUCAACAAUAUUAAGGGAUUUCCAUCUGAUUUCUUUUCUAUAUAAUGA